UGUCCUUUCUCGAUGUCUCGCGAAGAGGCUGAGUCAAGCACAUCAAGAAGACGGACUCGGAGAUGCGUGAAAGGAGAAUUGCUAUUAGAUUCACCGCGCACAAGUUGCACGAACAUAUUAUGCAUGAUGGGAUCUACCACUGCACAGGAUCAUUGGGGUGAGCAGCCCAGGAUGUCCCCCUGGUUGCACCGUACUAGAGUACAACCAGAGCUACUACGUUCGAGUGCGGAGUUUGAAACCGGAUUGUUUCCAACAACCAUCAUGAUCGUAGCACGUCCGCUAAGACAAACGCAUUGCAAAAUGCAAAUGAUGUCGCGCGCGUUGUCUGCUACAUCAGGGAUAGCCACAGGUCAGUAAAAUAUUGACAAGCGUGUCGUCAGGUUCAAAAGUCAUGCAGAUAUCCGCCAACAACUGUUGUCCGGAGUCAAGACCGCUAUGAAGACCAAGGACUCGAUAACUUCCACGACUAUACGCUCCAUUCUCUCGGAAGUUUACGCUGCUGACAAGUCAGCUGGUUCACCCGUGUCAGCUUCCGCUAUAACCGCGAUCCUACGAAAAGCCACCUUACGACGACGUGACUCUGCCAUUCAGUUCAUCGGUGCUUCCAGACCGGAUUUAGCUCAAAAAGAACAUCGCGAAGCAGACAUUCUUGCAGCUUUUCUACCCUCUUUGAUGUCAGAAGCGGAUAUCGACCGCAUUCUCAACGAGGUGAUCGCUGAAACAACACUUGAUGGCGAUUCCCGCAAAAUCCUUGGGCAAGUAUACAAGACCUUCUACUCUAAAGUAGAUAGAUCACAUGUAGACACCACCACUGUAAAGCGCAAGGCUGAAGCGCUCUUGUUGAACAUUUGAAUAAGUACCAACUUGAAUUAAUUAAACCAAGUAUACAAC
This is a messenger RNA of Suillus bovinus, 891 nucleotides long. RefSeq names its product GatB/YqeY domain-containing protein. The record is from RefSeq and is a predicted model, not a curated record. Gene Ontology annotation, molecular function: carbon-nitrogen ligase activity, with glutamine as amido-N-donor. Lineage: Eukaryota; Fungi; Basidiomycota; Agaricomycetes; Boletales; Suillaceae. Bases 436 to 852 code for a protein of 138 amino acids. The transcript has 4 exons. Gene Ontology annotation, cellular component: mitochondrion.